AUCACAGUAGUUAUAAUCUUUUCCAAUAUAAUUAUGAGUAUCAAAGAAAGAUCAUGGAAAUCAAUUCCAAUAAACAUUUCUGGAGCUCGAGACCUAAUUUGCUUUGAAGAGUUAACAGAAUACAAUGUAACUGAGGAUAUACAGACCCCAGUUCCGGUUGUAAGCAAACCAUUAAGCAAGAAGCAGAAAAGAAAACAGAAACGAUUGAAUGACAUUGCAGCUAAAAAGCGCCGACUCACAGAUGGCAAUGAAAGAAACACAAACAAUACUUGUUAUAAUGGAGUAAAUAACUUGACAGAAACCAACAAUAAGAAUUCUAAAAAAACUACAACUACGAGAAAAAAGAAUAAAAGAAAUAAACAAAAAGGAAAAAAUACAAAUCAUGAAAAUGCAUUACAAACUGAGGAUAAAGUUUCUGGAGUUGUGGAAAAUGAUUGUGAUAUUGAUAUGACUGAAUGGGAUAAACUUCUUGUUCCCAAUGAAAUUAAGGAAGCGUUAAAGGAAAUGUCAUUUUCAAAACCAACUAAAAUUCAACAAGAAGUGAUUAAGAUUGCUAUUCAAGAGAGGGUGGAUAUUGUUGCUGCUGCAGAAACCGGGAGUGGUAAGACACUAGCAUUUGGGAUCCCUCUCUUGUAUCAUAUGUUGGAAGAUAAGGCAAGAGGAUUUGACGAAUGUGUUCAAGAUGAAGGAGAGGAGAUAGUUUUGCAGGAAGAUGAGGAAUGUGAUCCUUCUGACUUGGUUGAUGACAUUAAUAUUGAAAACAGCCUUCAAAAUGACAAAUUCAAGAAGAAUCUUCCUGCUUUAAUAUUAGCUCCAACGAGAGAGCUGGCAAUACAGGUAAAAGAUCAUCUAUCUAAAGUUGGGAAGUAUACAGGUUUCAAGAUGACUGUUAUUGUUGGAGGCAUGUCUUCACAGAAACAAGAACGAUUGCUAGGAAAUGAACCAGAUAUUAUUAUAGCGACACCAGGACGUUUGUGGGAGUUCAUCGAGCAAGGUCAUCAAUAUUUACUGAAUUUACACCGUAUUCGAUAUCUCAUCAUUGAUGAAGCAGACAGAAUGUUGGAACGAGGUCAUUUCGAAGAACUUGUAAAAAUCCUCGAUGCUAUUAAUAAAAAGAAUUAUAAAAAUGAGAAGCGCCAAACAUACAUGUUUUCUGCAACUCUCACAACAGUUCAUCAUGUUCCAAACAGAUUGAAGACGAAAGGAAAAGUUUUAACAAAAAAUAUUAAACUUGAAACACUGAUGAAAAAAAUUGGAAUAAAAGAGAAAAAACAUGUCGUUGAUAUAACAACGAAAAAGGGAACUGCUGAAAAGCUGUAUGAAGCUAAAAUAAUAUGUAGUACGGAUGAAAAAGAUCUUUUUAUGUAUUAUUUUAUCAGAUCUCACCCUGGAAGAACAUUGGUGUUCACAAACAGCAUUGAUUGUAUCUUUCAUAUAACUGGAGUAUUGCAAGCAUUAUCUAUCACUCCUUUCCAUCUACAUGCUAAAAUGCAGCAAAGGCAUCGUUUGAAACAUCUCGAGAGGUUUCGAGCAAAUCCUGAUUCAAUUUUAAUUGCCAGUGAUGUCGCUGCAAGAGGUCUUGAUAUUCCUGACGUACAACAUGUUAUUCACUAUCAAGUUCCAAGAACAUGUGAGACGUACAUUCACAGGAGUGGAAGAUGCGCUAGAACAGGUAAUGAGGGGCUGAGUCUUUUGAUUGUAAGUCCCGAAGAAUUGUCAUUUUACAAGAGACUUUGUAAUUCUAUGCAAUUAGAGAAUGGCAUUCCUCAAUUCCCUUAUGAUCAGGCAUCUUUAGCAUCUUCUAAGAAAAUUGUAAAACUGGCUAAAGAAAUAGAUGCUCUUGGUCACAGUAAGAAAAAGAUUCGACUCAAUAAUGAUUGGUUUACAAAAGCAGCAGCAGAAAUGGAUAUUGAAUUAGAUGAUGAUAUGUUGAUGGAAGAUGAUGAUGAUGAAUCAAGUGUGAUAUUAAAACAGAAACAAAAGCAACUGCAGUCGUUACUAAAAAAACCAAUAUUCCCAAAGCAAUUUUCAGGGAAAUACUUGACAAAAACAGGACAAUUGAGUUUACCAGUCAAAAAAACGACCAGCGCAAUUGAAGAAGUCAAGAAAAUUUCAAAGAAAUGAAUUUCUUAAAUAAAUUGUAGUGAUAAUCAACUUAUGUCAAUCACCUACAAUGGUUAAUAUGUACGGCAUUUCAGUCCACGCGGAGUGACAAGUGAACUCAAUGUCAUAUAGUGAUGUUGAGUUUUCAGAUUUAUUUUUUGCCAAUGCUCUGUUCAAUGGUGUCUAAACCUCUUCAUUCAAAUAAAAUGUCUUGGUUAUA
Styela clava is the source of this 2323-nucleotide messenger RNA. RefSeq names its product ATP-dependent RNA helicase DDX24-like. Gene Ontology annotation, molecular function: ATP binding; nucleic acid binding; RNA helicase activity. Lineage: Eukaryota; Metazoa; Chordata; Ascidiacea; Stolidobranchia; Styelidae. The record is from RefSeq and is a predicted model, not a curated record.